AUGAAUGUGUCUCAUCGUGGGCUAAAAUAUGUGGAUGGAGAAAUCUGUUUUCAGUUUUCUAAAGAGGAGAUUGCAAGAUCUGCUGAACCAUUCCGUUUUUCCAUUGUUUUAAAGUUUCUAAAACAGAGACCUUCUUUGGAUUCGAUACGGUCUUUCAUCAAUAAUCGCUGGGGUUUAUCAUGCAUGCCGACUGUCUCGGCUAUGAGGAGACCACGGAAUGUCUUCAUCCGAAUGACUAAUGAAUUAGAUUUCUUAAAAGCGCUUUCUCGUGAAAUCUGUGAUGUGUAUGGCAUUCCAUACAGGGCUUUUCAUUGUAAGCCAGAUUUUAAUGAAGAUGAAGAACCUUCGCUGGUUCCUGUUUGGAUUGUGUUGCCAGGGCUCCCUCCUAAUUUUUAUCAUGAAUCUUUUCUAAAGAUCUUCACGGCUCCAUUUGGCCGAUAUAUUAGAAGGGAUAAUCCAACGAGAUGUGCAACGCGUACGGAUGGAGCACGUUUAUGUUUGGAAAUGGAUGCUACGAAAGAACCGAUCACUCAUUUUUGGAUUGGGCUACCAGGGCAAGGAAGGAAACAAGAAGUGGUUUAUGAGACGCUUCCAGCGUUUUGUUCUAAGUGUAAGUUGCAAGGACAUAAUCUCAGUACUUGUAGAUUAAAGAAUCAGAAGAAUGGGGAAAAAUUUUGGAUUCGUAAGGAUUCAAAAGUUAUGAAUAAUGAAAAAGAUGGGCAAGAAGCUAAAGAAAGAGAAAAAGAUAAAGAACAAGCAGUGAAGUUGGUUUCAGAAAAUAUAGAAGGUUUUAUGUGUGAAAAUUUGAAUAUACAAGCAGAGAAAUCUGGGGUAAAUGAGCUGAUUCCUGAUGUAGAUCGGGUGCAAGAAGUACAGGAUGGUUCAAAUCAAGAUUCAAAAAAGACUUGUGGUCAUGAGGCUGGGAAGGAACAGAAUUAUCAUGUUGAAGAAGUGGAUGCUGAUAUCACUCAGGGUUCUAUUGAGAAUGUGGAAAAGGAUGGAAAGACUGGUAAUAUUCAAGAUUCAGAGAGAAGAGGGAUUAAUGAAGUUGAACAGAGUGAAAAGAAAAUUUUAGGGGAGAUGGAUUAUCAAGUGGAAGAAGUUGAAAAUGAUAUAACUAUGGAAGCUACUGAUUUUGUUAAUAUUGAUGGAGAGGGAGUAAUGAAUACGGGUGAGUCUUUCUCUGAACCAGAGCUGGACUUAAAUGUGGAGAAUUAUUCAAAGAAUAAGGAUUAUGCUACAGAAAAUGAGGGUGAGGAGAGGAAAAAGAAAGGUGUUCGGAAAAAUUUUGAAAAAGUCCGUAGUUCAACUCGAGUGGUAGCUCGUUCUAAUAAAUCCUAA
Juglans regia (Persian walnut) is the source of this 1341-nucleotide messenger RNA. RefSeq lists its product as uncharacterized. The transcript has a single exon. Lineage: Eukaryota; Viridiplantae; Streptophyta; Magnoliopsida; Fagales; Juglandaceae. Bases 1 to 1341 code for a protein of 446 amino acids. The record is from RefSeq and is a predicted model, not a curated record.